AUGGACGACUCCGAACUCGAACAGCGCGACACGCAGAUCCGCAAGGCCCGCCUCGAGCAGCUCAAGGCCCAGGGCGGGGCGGGAGGCAGCUCUGGCGGCGGCUCGAACCAGAAGCAGCAGCAGCAAGAACAGAGACAACAACAGGAGCAAGAAGCCCGCCAACAGAUCCUAAACCAGAUCCUGCACCCCGAGGCGGCGGACCGCCUGGGUCGCAUCCGACUCGUCAAGGAGCAGCGCGCGCUGGACGUCGAGAACCGGCUCAUCAUGCUCGCGCAGAGCGGUCAGCUUCGCAGCAAGGUCACCGAGGCCCAGCUCAAGGAGCUCCUCUCUGCCGUCGCCGAUACCAAGGAGGAAGAGAAGAUUGUCGUCAGCAGGCGCAAGGGGUGGGACGAUGACGAUGACGACUUGUUGGAUUUGUGA
Messenger RNA from Colletotrichum spaethianum, 420 nucleotides. RefSeq lists its product as uncharacterized. The transcript is spliced from 3 exons. NCBI's taxonomy places the organism in Eukaryota, Fungi, Ascomycota, Sordariomycetes, Glomerellales, Glomerellaceae. The record is from RefSeq and is a predicted model, not a curated record. The coding region runs from base 1 to 420 and encodes 139 amino acids. Gene Ontology annotation, molecular function: DNA binding. Gene Ontology annotation, cellular component: nucleus; cytosol.